AUGCAUGUUUUAAUGAAUACAACAAAUUAUGAUUAUGGUCAAGUUAAAGUUAAAAUGAAUAUUAUUUUCAUUCGACAGGCAAGAAAAGAUACAGUAUUUGGUGAUUAUUAUAUUGAUUCAAUUGACGAUGACGAUGAUCAAAUUAAUGGAAGUAGUAGCGAAGAAGAUAAUAGCUCUUGUGAUGAUAAUAAAUUACUUGAUCAAAGAACCAUAUCUGUUAGUUAUACCUUUACAACACCAAGUCGAAUCAAUGUUCUCCAUAUUCUUGCUCAAUUACUAUUAGUUUCAAAACGUGUUUUAGUAGCUAUUAUCCAGUCUUUAAAUCCAUUACUUGAAAUAUUUAAUGAAAAAAGUUUGAACAAGGAAAGAAUUGAUAUAAUUAGAUCAUCUAUGCUAGAUAAAAUGAUUGAUUUUUUAAAACCAUGGAUUCAUGUAAUGAAACGUAUUCAAUCAUUGCAAGUAUCAUCAAUACAUACGGUAACACCAAAUAAUUCUUCAACAAGUUCAACAACAUUUCAAUUAAGAAAAACAUUUUCAUUACAUUACGUGCUUCCACGGUUUGAUAAAGCUUUUCAAGAAGCUGUUCGAGAUUCAUCAUCAGCAAACUUUGGAGCACGAUGA
Messenger RNA from Rotaria sordida, 621 nucleotides. Lineage: Eukaryota; Metazoa; Rotifera; Eurotatoria; Philodinida; Philodinidae. The record is from the annotation of a GenBank genome assembly.